Oldenlandia corymbosa var. corymbosa is the source of this 4037-nucleotide messenger RNA. Lineage: Eukaryota; Viridiplantae; Streptophyta; Magnoliopsida; Gentianales; Rubiaceae. The record is from the annotation of a GenBank genome assembly.
CUCAUGUUGGCUCAUCAUGUUGGUUCGAGCCAUUAAGGACCUUCUAGGACGUCAAUGUAAUGUGACGGUCAAGCAUAGGCUAAUUUUGUCGCAGAUUGUUUAGCUCGAAAGGUUACCACAAAUUAGAAAAUCCACCACAUGUUGUAAAACCUUGGUUAAGGCAUGAUGUAAUGGGUGUAUGUUAUCUAAGAAACAUUGUAAAUAACUAAGUAAUAAAGUUUGGCCUAUUCCUUUGCAACAAAAAAAAAAAAGAAAAGAAAAGAAAAAUAAUACUCUUAAUAAUCUUCCCAUAAUUAUAUCUGCUGCCUUAUUUGAUUCUUUGACCAAUUAUUCAGCUGAUUUUUCCCCCUUCUUUCAAGUUUAGAUCAAAACAAUAUCGAUCAUUCCUUAUACAUUUUCUUGUAUGUUUACUAUUCUUUUUAAGAGGUUAUAUAUUCAGUAGGACUUCAGUCCCAAAUGAUUGAAUUUUCUUUUUUAACAUAAUUUUACCGGACAAACUAGACUAAAAAAUGCCCUCAGCCUUUUGAAUUUUAUUGGAUUUAUUAUUUAUUUAUUUUGAAACUCUCUGCUGAGGCAUCUAGUCAGCGGCGGCCGAUGGUAUACGAGGAAUAUGACUGCUCUGCUGUAGCGAUUUGUUUAUCAAAAUGUCAACUGCCUUCCUACUCAAACAUGACGCAUAAUCAAACAACGAAACACGAUUUCACUCUUUCUUUAAUACUUCGAAAAAAAUGACAAAGCAAUUCCAUAUAUUCUAUCUUCAACAUCGUCACCAUUUUGUAAGAUCAGAUUAAGAAAACGAAAAUCCAAAGAUGGCUCAAGCUGCAGUUUCAGCUGCUCCUCAAACACUUGGUAGUUUGGUUAUACAGCAGGCAAAGUUUCUGUCAGGGGUGACUGAUCAAGUUGAAGAGAUCAGAACAGAGCUAAAGCAGAUGCAACUAUUCUUAAAAGAUGCCGACUCAAGAAAACACGACGACGAAAUUGUUGUUAACUGGUUGAAAGAAAUCCGGCUCCUGUCUUAUAGAGUGGAAGACAUCGUGGAGACAUGCAGUUGAGGUCGUUGCUGAUUAGAGAAGAAGAAAAAGUGGGGUGAAGAAAGUCCUCAAGAGAUUUGCUUGCAUAUUUUGUGAAGCUAAAUCGCUUUACAAGAUUGGCUUAGAGAUUGCAAGAGCCAAGAGGGAUAUAAGUGGUUUGACUUGUAGCCUACAAAAAUAUGAUAUCAGAGCAAUUUCCGGUGGAGGAGGAGUAGCAGGGGAGAGCUCGUAUAGUCUCGAAAAUGAAAAUCAAUGGUGGGGAAGACAGACUUAUGGCCAUCAAAUUGAGGAACACUUUGUUGGGAUGAAGAAAGAUGUGAAGAACUUGGUGGCCCUAGUUGUUGAUGAUGGUGGCAAACACCAUAAUGUGAUUUCGAUACGGGGAAUGGGCGGACUCGGGAAGACAACUCUAGCAAGAAAAGUUUACCAGCACAAAGAUGUUCAAAGACGCUUUGAACGAUUUGCCUGGGCUUGUGUUACACAACGCCCCCGAAUUAGAAGUAUUCUUCAAGAUAUUCUGACUCAACUACUUGGUCCUGCAAAGAAGGCAGAGGUGAAAGAAAUGGAAGAUAGGGAAAUGGUUCAACAGCUUCAUCAAGUACAGAAAGAGAUGGAAUGCUUGGUUGUUCUUGAUGACAUUUGGAGCGCGGAUGAUUGGAAUAGUCUGGUUGCAGCUUUUCCAAUUGUCCAAGGGAGAAGCAAAAUAUUAUUCACAACCCGUGAUAGGAAAGUAGCAGAAAUCGGAUCUCCGUACGACCCAAAGUUCUUGACUGAAGAUGAAAGCUGGGAACUGCUUCAAAAGAUAGCUUUUUCGCGAAUCAAUGCCAGAGACUCCAAGAUUGAUCCAGAACUAGAAAAUGUUGGCAAGGAGAUGGUGCACAAGUGUGGGGGUCUACCAUUAGCAAUUUCUGUGCUUGGAGGGAUUUUGAAAGACAAGACUUCAUUAAAUGAAUGGAAUGAGGUGAACAAGUAUGUUAGCCUAUAUCUGAACAACAGGGAGGAUUAUCUGAACAGAGGAGUUGUAGCCAGAGUUUUGUCCCUGAGUUACGAUGAGCUGCCAUAUCAUUUGAAGCCGUGUUUCCUUUAUUUGGCUUGUUUAAAGGAGGAUGAGAAGAUAGAUGUUGAGCAUCUCUAUCACUUGUGGAUAGCAGAAGGUAUGGUUUCGUCACAACACCGAAGAAGUGACGAGACAUUAAGGGAUGUAGCAGAGCGAUAUUUGGAGGAGUUGGCACAUAGGUCUCUGGUUCAAGUGAGAUUGCGCACCCCCCAAACAGGUAGGAAAUAUAAAACCUGUAAUCUUCACGACAUGAUGCGGGACUUAUGUGUGGACAAAGGACGGGAAGAAGAGUUUAUUCAAGUUGUUGAUCUUCAACUUGGUAGACAAACCCUGGGGGAAUCAUCUCUUCUUUCCAAUAAUGUUGCGUGCAGGUUAGUCUUGCACAUGGAUCAUGAGUUUGCAUUAGGUGCUUCUGAAGCAAGUACUUGGGCUCAUCAGGAGAACAACCGACAGCUCCGUUCUAUUCUGUGUGUUGGUAAACACGACGAUAAGAUGAUCAGUUGGCCACAAGGCAUACUGGAUUUGGUGGGAACUAAAUCACUAAGAGCCUUACAGUUUAAAGGUUAUGAUUUCGAGCAUAAGGAUUUCCCCGUUGAUAUUCAGAAAAUGGUCCACCUUAGGUAUCUGAAUAUAACAAGUUGCAGCAGCUUGGUCCAAGUGCCGCCAUCGAUAGCUGAGUUACCAUUUCUACAAACACUUUACAUUAAGGUAGAAAGUAAAAUUAAGGUACCAAAUGUGAUUUGCAAGAUGAAGCAGCUAAGGCAUUUGUAUAUGGAUUGCCCUAGAUAUCUCGACGAGAAUGGGAAAUUACGAUUACAUGGUCUGACUGAGCUGGAGACAUUGUGGGGAGUUGAGAGUUCCAUUGAUGAAGUUUCUGACAUUUCCAGUUUGUUAAAUUUACGGUUUCUGCAUGCAAGAAUUCUUGAUGCAGCUAGCCUUAAUGUUGUCGUUGAACAUAUCAGGACCAACGGACAUAAGUUAAAGGAGGUAUCACUGUCGAUUGAUCUAACAAUUUGGCUUGGUCCUUUUGAUCUUGUUGGUUCAUAUGAAGGUUCUCUUUUGAAGAAGCUUCUGAUGUGUGGAAACAUUCAUAAAUUGGAAUUAAUGGUGCAAACGAGAAAAUUUCCUAGAUAUGAAUCCGGAAUGUUCCAAAACCUCGUUACACUUGACAUGUACUACAACAAAAUAGAAGAAGAUCCCAUGGAAACACUUGAGAUGCUUCCUCACUUGCAAAAUCUGGUAUUAGGCUCUGAUGCAUACAUAGGGCAAGUUAUGGCUUGCCAUUCAUGGGGAUUUCCAAAGCUUAUAAAUCUUUCUCUUAUGAGACUAUCUAAUUUGAAAUGUUGGCGGGUAGAAGAAGGUUCAAUGCCUAAACUGUCUUCUAUAUCAAUCUGGGGAUGUUCAAAAUUAGAGAUGAUUCCAGAUGGGUUACAGUUCGUUAGGAGCCUCCAAAGAUUGGCAAUUAUUGGGAUGCCUUCAGACUUUUGUGAAAGAAUCCGAACCAUUUAUGGCAAUGAAGGUGUUGAUUAUUACAGAAUCAAACAUGUUCCAGGAAUUUUGGUGGGAACCCCGGCUACAUAUUUUCCGAUGAAUGAGUUGGAAGGUAAAUAAUUCUGUGUCACCCUUUUUAUAUAUAGUACUACAUUCGUCCCAAAAAAUAGUCCACAUUAAAUUUAUAAAUUUGUACUAAAACAGUACAAAAUUCAAAACUCGACAUGGACUAUAUUUUGGGGACGGGGGAGUACUAUAUAUGUAACUACAGCACCGCGCAAUGAACAUAAAAAUAAUCUAUUCAUUGCAACUGUUCAAUAAAUAUUGCAAAUAACUGUAAUGUAAGCAUUAUGGGUGAAUUUGAGUGUCUAUGUCAUGAAUCUAGGUGGAGUAUGGUGAAUUGAAGCCCUUUGGCAGGCCUCUUGUAAUGUAAUCUAGGCUCCACAUCCUAUUCUUCG